Molecule: messenger RNA, 2732 nt
Organism: Astyanax mexicanus (Mexican tetra)
Lineage: Eukaryota; Metazoa; Chordata; Actinopteri; Characiformes; Acestrorhamphidae
Gene: nol10
Product: nucleolar protein 10
Exons: 21
Coding region: 107-2257 (716 amino acids)
Biological process (GO): maturation of SSU-rRNA from tricistronic rRNA transcript (SSU-rRNA, 5.8S rRNA, LSU-rRNA)
Cellular component (GO): nucleus; nucleolus; 90S preribosome
Molecular function (GO): protein binding
Source: RefSeq, a predicted model, not a curated record
GUCCGGACUGUACUCCGCAGCUCUUGUUGUUGUAGUUAACAACGUGGAGCGAAGUUCAUACACAUACACAGAUUAUGCUGAGUGAAAAAGACCUGAACUCUUAAACAUGCAGGUGUCCAGUGUGAACAACGUGAAGAUUUAUAAUCUGAGCCAUGGAAAGUCUCUGCCUGAGUGGUUAUCAGAUCGAAAAAGGAGAGCCUUACAAAAGAGAGAUGUUGAUGUCCUCAGAAGGAUUGAGCUCAUUCAGGAUUUUGAGAUGCCCACUGCAGCAACCACUAUCAGAGUAUCACGAGAUGGGCAGUAUAUUUUAGCUGCAGGAACAUACAAACCCAGGAUCCGAUGCUAUGACACGUACCAGUUGUCUCUGAAGUUUGAGAGAUGUAUGGACUCUGAUGUGGUGACCUUUGAGAUCCUGUCUGAUGAUUACUCAAAGCUUGUGUUUUUGCAUGUGGAUCGUUACGUGGAGUUUCACUCUCAGCAUGGACACUACUACAAAACACGCAUACCGAAGUUCGGUCGAGACUUCUCCUACCACUACCCAUCCUGUGAUCUGUACUUUGUUGGAGCCAGCUCUGAGGUCUACAGGUUGAAUCUGGAGCAGGGCAGGUUCCUCAACUCUCUGCAGACCGAUGCAGCAGAGAUAAAUGUGUGUGAUAUCAACCCUGUUCAUCAGCUGUUUGCUGCAGGGACUGUGGAGGGGAAAGUGGAGUGCUGGGACCCUCGCGUGCGCAGUCGAGUGGCUGUUCUGGACUGUGCUCUCAGCAGCGUGACUGAGGGAACAGAAGUUGAGGGCUUGCCUUCUGUCAGUGCGCUGAAGUUUAACAGCUCGCUGGGAAUGGCUGUGGGCACCACUACUGGACAGGUUUUGCUGUUUGACCUGCGUUCCUCCCACCCCCUACUGGUGAAGGACCAUUAUUACGGCAUGCCCAUCCAUUCCAUUAAUUUCCAUGAGCAGCUGGACCUGGUGCUGUCAGCAGACUCUAAAAUCAUCAAGAUGUGGAACAAAGACACCGGUAAAAUGUUUUCCUCCAUCGAGCCAUCAUCCAGCAUCACUGAUGUUUGUGUUUAUCCUGGCUCUGGUAUGCUUUUCACUGCCAAUGAAGACCCCAAAAUGAAUACAUUCUACAUUCCCGCCCUGGGUCCUGCACCCCGCUGGUGCUCUUUCCUGGAUAACCUGACUGAAGAACUGGAAGAGAAUCCAGAGAGCACCGUCUAUGAUGAUUACAAGUUCGUCACACGCAAAGAUCUGGAGAACCUUGGUCUGACCCAUCUGAUUGGCUCUCCUCUGUUGAGAGCCUACAUGCAUGGCUUCUUCAUGGAUAUCAGACUUUACCACAAGGUAAAGACCAUGUCAAAUCCUUUUGCUUACGAGGAAUAUCGAAAGGACAAGAUUCGCCAGAAAAUUGAGGAGUCGAGAGUUCAGCGAGUCCAGCUUAAGAAACUUCCCAAGGUGAAUAAAGAGCUCGCUAUUAAGCUGAUGGAGGAGGGAGAUAAUGAAGAUGCUCUGAGUGCUGCCAAGAAGAAGAAAGCCAAGGGUGCCACCAGCAUUCUCCGUGACGAUCGUUUCAAGAUGAUGUUUGAGAACCCAGACUACCAAGUUGAUGAGCGUAGCGAGGAGUUCCGAUUGCUCAACCCCAUCGUCUCCAAGGUUGGCCAGCAGAGGAGGAAGAAACUGCAGCAGUUGGUGGAGAAGGAGGCACAUCAACAGCAGGAAGAUCAGGAGGAUGAGGAGCUGGAGGGCCGGGCCAGUUCAGAAGAAGAGGAGAGCUCUGACGAUGAUAAAAGUUGGGUGGAGGAGGUGCGGGAGCAGCGGCGCCUCAUAAGGGCUGAGGAGAGGCAGCGCAGGUUUAAUGAGAGGAAGAAGCAGGACCGCAACACCAGCCUGCAGAGUUCAGAUCCAGCUGGGAGCUCCCAGCAGUCCCAGGCACAGGGGCGGAGCCAACCCCGGUUCUACCAGAUCAAAACUGGCGAGGAGUUUCGCAGCUUUGGCGAUGUUGCACGCAAACAGAAGGUGCAAAAAACAUCUCUUGAGGAGCGUCUGAGGCAGGAGGAAAGCUCAGGGAUGCUGAAUCUCACUGACACGGCUGUCGGAAGCAAACAGAUAACUUUCACUCUCAAGAAGUCGGAGAAGCAGCUGAAACAGCAGCAGGCUGAGCGGGACCACCAUGACGAACGCAGGAAAAUCAGGAGGUCUGCCGGCCACCUUUACACUCGGGGCAGAGGGAGAGGCAGAGGCAGAGGCAGAGGACGUUUCUGACCUCAGGACAGACCAUGAUCUCUGCCAGAUAGAACAAAGAACUUCUAGAAAUCUAGAACCUCAGCAUUGUGGUGCCAAUCACUCCUAUAGUGCUGACCUGCAGGGCUUUGCUAUUCCAAGCUCACAGUGCCGACAUAAACUGUGUCUAUUUGCCCCAGAGACAAUAGCACAGACGAAGGUGCUGAGAGUGCUCCUGAUUUCCAUCAGCAGGACGGCAGAGUGCUGAGGAUGGAAUGUGAGACCGGAUGAGAUGAAGAGAGAGAGAAGAUCGGAGGAAGAAUCUGUUUUUUUAUUAUUAUUUUAUUUUAAGGAGUAUGGAUUGUAGUAUACUGUAAAAGUUGGUGUACGUGUGUGUGUGUGAGUGUGUGUAAGCUGUGUGCAACACCUCUGACCUUCUACUUUUCUCCUUUUGUCCCUCACUGCAGUCUAAACAGAACUCUGUGCUGUUUAAGAAACAUGGAAUAUUUUAUCCACA